This is a messenger RNA of Cyphellophora europaea CBS 101466, 1170 nucleotides long. RefSeq lists its product as uncharacterized. NCBI's taxonomy places the organism in Eukaryota, Fungi, Ascomycota, Eurotiomycetes, Chaetothyriales, Cyphellophoraceae. Gene Ontology annotation, cellular component: mitochondrion. The transcript has a single exon. The record is from RefSeq and is a predicted model, not a curated record. Gene Ontology annotation, molecular function: metal ion binding; alcohol dehydrogenase (NAD+) activity. Bases 1 to 1170 code for a protein of 389 amino acids.
AUGGACGCCACUUCACAUCCUCUGGCCGGGUUUUACAAGCCGCUUGGCCUCAAGGGCCUCUUCUAUGGGCCGGAUGUGGUGAAACAGCACCUCAUUUCCUGCUUGCCCUCCGAAACCUCAAAAGCAUUCAUCAUCACCGGUGCCUCUCUAGCUAACAAGACGCCACUCAUCAAGGACCUCGAGUCGCUGCUCUCUUCCAAACACCACGCCGGCACUUUCUCCAACAUCAAAGAGCACGCGCCUGUGAAGCAGCUGGAUGAAGCUACCCAGAAGGUUCAUGGCGAUAGCACCAUCGACACUAUCAUCUCAGUAGGUGGUGGCUCGCCCAUCGAUUCCGCCAAAGCAAUCUCUUAUCGCCUGCACGAGAAAGGGGGUAACUUCCUAACCCACAUCACUAUUCCAACCACUCUCUCUGCUGCCGAAUGUACAGCAAUCGGUGGUUACACCAAAGAAGAUGGCGUCAAGACCGGUAUCGGUCACCCUGGCGUCUAUGCGAGCUACAUCUUCUAUGACUCCAAGUUUGGUUUGCAUACGCCUCCCUCCCUCUUUGCAUCCACCGGCAUCCGCGCCCUUGAUCAUGCGGUGGAGUUGCAAUAUCAUGGCACCGCGACAUUGAUGCCAGCGCGCUGGUCAGGCUUGAGUGCUAUCAAAGAGCUCUUUGACCUGCUUCCCAAAUACAAGGCCGACCCGAAGGAUGAAGACAUCAUCACCCGUCUAUUCCUUGCUGCGUUUGCAUCACUCGGCUUCUUGGGGCAAAACAUGAAAGGUGGACUCGGUCUAUCCCAUACCAUGGGUUACGCUUUGGGCUCGCCUUAUGGAAUCCCACAUGGUAUCACCAGCUGCUUGUCACUGGGCCAUGUGGUCAAGCUCAAGGCAAAGGCCAGCAAGGAGGAUGCUGCUAAGAUCGCCACCAUCCUGCCAUUCUUGGGCGAGAAGCAAAGCGGUGAUGACCUCAAGGAUGCUGAAGUAGUAGGGGACCGGAUACUGAAAUUGGUCUCUGACCUUGGAUUCAAGACAACAUUAACAGAGAAAGGCGUGGGAAAAGAUCAGAUCGAUAUCAUUGUGGGGCGGGCGACUGGCGGCCUUAACCCAGAUCCCAUGAAGAAGCUGCACUCGCGAGAAGAGGAAAUGGCCGUUGAGAUUCGAAAACUGGUGGAAGGCCUCUACUAG